Chelonus insularis is the source of this 4817-nucleotide messenger RNA. It is a transcript of the gene Cngl, whose product is annotated as Cyclic nucleotide-gated ion channel-like. The transcript is spliced from 7 exons. Gene Ontology annotation, cellular component: membrane. The record is from RefSeq and is a predicted model, not a curated record. Gene Ontology annotation, biological process: monoatomic ion transport; transmembrane transport. The coding region runs from base 16 to 3762 and encodes 1248 amino acids. Lineage: Eukaryota; Metazoa; Arthropoda; Insecta; Hymenoptera; Braconidae. Gene Ontology annotation, molecular function: monoatomic ion channel activity; protein-containing complex binding.
GCAUCAGGAUCGAGGAUGGGACCUGGGCCUGAUUCUGGCAGCAGCGCCCCAUCCUCAGCACCGCACUCUCUUGCAACAUCAAGAGAAGAAGAAGAUGAUGAAGAGGAAGAAAGUAGUGGUCGUCCAUCAAGUGGUCCUGGAGCAUCGAGAACAAAAAGUAAUCAACGAUGGAUGAAGCUUCGCACAACAGUCCAACUGUCAUCCGCAAUUUCAACGAUUCAAAAAAAGCCACCAUUAAAACGUGAGGAUUCAUUUUUGAAAAGAUUUUCAACAAGACAAAUACCAGAGAGUCAGGAGACUUUAGAUACUGCUGAGGGUGAGGGUGAUGCUACAGAUGACAAGGAUGCGCCAAGACGAAAAAGAAGAUCAAGAAAACCACAACGACCACCGAAGACAGUUGUGAAUCCUGACGAAAACUUUUACUAUUACUGGCUGAUGCUCCUCUCUGGUUGUGUGCUUUACAAUUUAUGGACUCUUAUUGUUAGGCAGAGUCUUCCUGAACUGCAAGCUCUUGCUCCAACUGCCUGGUUGGCUUGCGACGGAUUCACAGAUUUAAUUUUCUUUCUCGACGUUGGAGUUCAGUUUAGAACUGGUUACCUGGAGCAAGGCUUAAUGGUUUAUAACAGUAAAAAACUAGCAGGCCACUACCUCAAAUCCAAAUGGUUCAUUCUUGACCUACUUGCACUCGUCCCUUUGGACCUUCUUCAAGUCAAUCUAGGAAGCAAUCCAAUGCUUAGAUUUCCCAGAUUUUUAAAAAUUUAUCGAGUGUACAAUUAUUAUUACAUGGUUGAGUCCAGAACAGUGUAUCCAAAUCUAUGGAGGGUCCUCAAUCUCAUUCACAUUCUUCUGAUACUUGCCCACUGGUUCGGCUGCUUUUACUAUCUACUCAGUGAAGCUGAAGACUUUCAAGGGGAUUGGGUCUAUCCCUAUCGACCUGGAGAAUAUGCUACACUCACACGCAAGUAUCUUGGAUCACUUUACUGGUCUACAUUAACCCUCACUACCAUUGGAGAUCUACCUACACCGGAAACCAACGCCGAAUACGUUUUUACCAUUGUCAGCUACCUCAUCGGUGUGUUCAUAUUCGCAACAAUCGUGGGUCAAGUGGGAAAUGUCAUCACUAACAGGAAUGCUAACAGAUUAGAGUUUGAACGACUACUUGAUGGUGCUAAAACGUAUAUGAGGCACCAUAAAGUACCAGGAGGGAUGAAAAGACGAGUCCUCAGAUGGUAUGACUAUAGCUGGUCGAGAGGGAGAAUUCAAGGUGGUGGAGACAUCAAUACUGCACUUGGUUUACUGCCUGAUAAGCUGAAGACUGAACUUGCACUUCACGUCAACUUGUCUGUUCUCAAAAAAGUUACCAUUUUUCAGGAAUGUCAACCGGAAUUUCUACACGACUUGGUACUUAAAAUGAAGGCGUACAUUUUUACGCCAGGAGAUUCCAUAUGUCGUAAAGGAGAAGUCGCAAGAGAAAUGUUCAUCAUUGCUGAUGGUAUAUUAGAAGUAAUCAGUGAAACAGGACGAGUGUUAACAACUAUGAAAGCUGGUGAUUUCUUCGGUGAAAUUGGUAUCCUCAACCUGGACGGAUUGAACAAGCGAACAGCAGACGUAAGAUCAGUUGGAUACUCCGAACUUUUUAGUCUAUCACGAGAAGAUGUUCUGGCAGCAAUGAAAGACUAUCCAGAUGCUCAAGAAAUACUUCAAAAUCUCGGCAGAAAGCGUUUAAUGGAGGCACAAAGAGUGGCUAGAAGUCUGAGAGUUCCACCAUCACCAGGUCAUGAUUCUUCGGAUAAUAGUACGGGUAAACGCAUAGUGGAUAAAUUGAAAAGUGACGUAAAAGGAUUGAAAAAUGUAUUACGUAAGAGUCGUCGUUGCACAAGACCAGAUGAGUCAAUGGAAUUACAACCAUUGGCUCCAAAAAUACCACCACUAAAGCGACAAAAUAAAAUUGACGAAGAUCGAAUAGAAGAAACAAUAGCAUCAGUGGAAACACCGACAUCACCCUUAGGUGCUGGUUUGCCACUUUUAUCCCGUUUGAGGUUGCUAAAAGAGAAGCAAGAUCGAGAAGAAAAGAGGCACUUGAUGGAUACUCAUCCACAUAUGAGUGAGCAAAUACCACAGCCUCAAACUCCAGUACAAAAGGUUUUUGAUGAAUCUCAGAAUCCAAUGAAUCCUAAUUUACCACUGCUCCAGAGAAUUUUGUUGCUAAAAAACAAGACUGAAGAUCCAAUUCCCGAUAAAGAUGGAACAACAACUAAAGAGCAAAAAAAAAUUAUUACUGAUCAACAACCUCAAUUAAGUCCAAAAGUGUGUGAAAAACCAGCGGAAAUGUCUCCUCCUUUGCCAAUAGAAAGUGAAAAUUCUUCUGGAACAAAAAGACCUUGGGAGAUGUUGAAAGAUGCGUCAAUAACAACCAAAGAAUUAUGUUCAUCACCACAAAAUACUCCAAUAAAAAAACCUAAACAAAAUUUGGAUUAUAUGAAGCAAACGAAAAAGUACUCAUCAAUUGAUGACUUGUCACCCGAGUACGGUGGUCUUCCCUUUGUUAAAAAACUAAAGAUACUCAAUGAGAGGCAAAAACUUGCUGAGUUGGAAAAGGUCGUAAGAAGUUCUAGUCUCGAUUGCGGCGAAGUGAAUGCUGACUCAGAAUUCGAUGGUAAUCUUACUAGAAGCCAUUCAGAAGCAUGUGCUAUUGAGUAUGCCAGAAAGUUAGCCAAGUUUAAUAAAGAAUAUCGAUCAUCAAGUUCACCAUCAGAUCCUCUUUCCCCAGAGAAUGAAACUUUAGAGAGACAAAACUUGAAAAGCAUUCUGAAAAAAUUAUCCGCUGGAAGUCGUAGAGGAAGUUCAGAAACCUCAACGACAAUUGCUCCUGAUUCUGCAACAGUUACAGCAGAGUUAAGAAAGCUUAUGCGGGCUCCAACGAUUGAGGGUUAUGCAGCCAGACAUUCAAAAUUAACUAAAAGCGUAACAUUCAAUUAUACUUUGCAAAGUCCACCACCAGAAUCAACAGCAAGUAAAUUAUCCGAUCAAAAAUCAUCGGGAGUAGUUGAUCCAACCUCGCUGCUACCGCCCAAUAAAAUUAGUUUCCGUCCUAUGGGCAGCAAGGCUAUUUUAGAGAUGAUCACGAGGCCGGGUGAUGAUGAAUACCUCAGUGGUUUAGUCACUGGAAUACGAGAUGUCAUUCAAAAACGACUGGAGGAUCUUCAGAGCAAAUUUGAACAUCAGUUUGCGUCGUUAGAGCUGGAAAUUCGGAAGCGUGAUGACAUAAUAACUCAAUUACAAGGCAGAAUCCAAGAACUCGAGGAACGUGAACCUUGUGCUGAUUCAGGGGAUGAUAGUACGGAUUUAGACGGUUCCUUAGAGGAUGAUGUUGCUGAUGAUCCUGAAGAUCAUCCAUUUAUGCGUGAUGGAUCUGUGGACACCGUAUUGACAGCGAGGUCGACCUGUCAAGAAACUCCAACUCAUGGAGAUCUUUCACGAAAACGUAAGUCUUGGGAGGAACAUUCAGAACAAGAAACUCGACAACUUCAAGAUCUUCCACGGUCUAUUUCACCGCAAAGUGUGUGGAGGGAUGAGGUGGCUAUCGAUUUAGAGUCAAACAGUGAAGACAGUAAAUCUGAUGACGAUGACGAUGUAAUUGAGGGGAGAAGUGCCGAAAAUUAUCGAGAUGGAUCUGGGCAUAAUAACUGGGAAGUUGCGAUGCUUGCCCAACAGUUAGAAGCUAGAAGACAAAGUCAUGAAAACUCUAGUCCUGAUUCCUAGCGCAUUAAUGAAAUUAUAGAAAUUUUUAAUUACUGUAAAGAUACUAUAACUAGUCCAGGGAAAGAACAAAUAAAAUCAAAACAAUUAACAUCACUUCCUGGACUUUCACCAUUCAAUGGUUGCAGUGAAACCUUUAUAUGAGACUUAGGUUUUAAUUUUGAUGAGUAUAAAAGAAUUUAUGCACAAUUGCUAUUAGAUUAAUAAACAAAUCGUUAAUUAUGAAUUAUCGAAAAAUGACAUUUAUUCUUUUGAUUAUUUAUAAAAGUUUUGAAUGAAUGAUUCAAAUUUAAAGUCACGAUUGUAUUUCAUUUCGACUGUAAAUACUCACUGGUGCCUGAGAGAAUAAAUAAAAACAAUGAAUAAAUGAUAAUUAGGACGCAAGCGUGAAUGUUUGUAGCUAAAACAAAUGAACGUAGAAUGCGAUUUAGUUAUGGUAAAAUGAGAUUAUUGUGAAGAUUUAGAUGUAAACAAUUCUGUUUUGUAUUUGAAUUUGAAUAUAUUAUAUUGAGUGCGUUAAUAAUAACAUCAGUAUGAAGAAAUAAAAAAUAUUGAGCUAGAGUGAAAAAAAUUGAUUUCCCUGUGGAUUUAUUAUUUUUCAUAGGGAUUUGACCAAUAAAAGCUGUAUGAGACGUUGAUUUUAUGAUAGAUAAAGUAAAUAUUAAAUAUCAAAAAUAUAAAAUAUAUUCAUCAUUUAUUUUCUGUAGAGGAAAUGAAGACAGACGAUGAAAAAAAAAGUUGAAAUAUAUUUAUUAUUUAUGUGGACCAGACCAAGCUCAAUAUUUAUAAAGUCUUUACAAAGUAUGUCCAUGACAAAAGUAUGCAUAAAAAAAAUUUUAUGAAGGAUGUUAUGGAAUAUGAGAGAAUAAUUUAUUGAGUAUUGUAUAUAAUAGUUGAUUUGAUUGUCGAUAAAUUAAUGACGAUAAAUAAUAAAAUUGAGAAAAUUUAAAACUCACAAAUGAGUGAAUGCGUUAUAACAAGACUCGAAAAAGCGAAUAUUCGUUAUUUUUAAUUCAUAAGAAUGAUGUAUUUAAUUUUAAAGUGAGAAGAUUACACAA